GCAAUGGCUAGCUUGACACCCACUGCGCCUGGUCCUGGAGACUCUUUUGCGGCUGGCUCCGCGUGCACUAUUCAUUGGAGUGUCGACACAUCUGGACAUUGGAAUAACGUAUCCAUAUAUCUCAUGACUGGCACGAACAACAAUAUGACAACGCUACAGACCGUCGCGUCAGGCAUCGACGGCACCGACGCCUCGCUUUCGUCAUUCAACUGGACAUGCCCAGAAGUCGAUCCGUACUCGGCAAUAUACAUCUACCAGUUCACAAAUGGCGAAGACAUUCAGGAAUCGCAGUGGACGACCCGUUUCACAAUCACCUCGCCCACCGGAGAGAGCGUUCCGCCAGAUAACGAGAGCCAGCCCAACGGAGACGCUGUCCCUUGGGGUGAGGGUCGCCUGAUCUCUGCAGGCGAUGUCGGGUCGAAGGACGACAAAGACCGGAGUACAAGCGAGAGCAGCGCGAGCGCUAGUCCUAAUUCCGACGACGACAUCGCGCGAGCAACCACAGAGCAAGAAAGUCAUGACAGGCACAUUCGAACACACUCCAGGCACUCCCACCACUCCUCUCCAACUCCCACUCUUCAGUUGGCUUCCACGGACCUGCAGCCUACUGCUCACGCCUUCGACAGCCCUCGUAGUGGCGAUCUGACUCAUGGGACUCCUACACACUCCGCCUCCCAUCUCCACUCUGGCCCGAAGGACACAACAACACCAUUUGUCAGCCUCGCGAACUCAGGUGCCUCCCAGUCAAGUACUCGAUGGAUGGGCGCAGCGGUGUCGAUCACUGUCUUAUUCGCUCUGCUGAUGUGA
This is a messenger RNA of Epithele typhae, 807 nucleotides long. RefSeq names its product Ser-Thr-rich glycosyl-phosphatidyl-inositol-anchored membrane family-domain-containing protein. The record is from RefSeq and is a predicted model, not a curated record. The annotation marks the transcript as partial. NCBI's taxonomy places the organism in Eukaryota, Fungi, Basidiomycota, Agaricomycetes, Polyporales, Epitheliaceae. The transcript is spliced from 4 exons.